UUUUUUCCUCCCAUCUCAUAUUUUUACCAUGUCCCUUAAGGGGCUCCGUAGACCCACAUUGAUUGACAAGCAAAGGAAAAUACACAUCUUGUGAGAAAAUAGCAGCAGCAGGACCAAACCUCUGAACAUGUUGAACAGAUUAAUAACAGAUUAAUACUUAAUUCUCAAGCCUUUAUUUUUUCACUUUUUGAAGAAUCAGUGAUUGGCUUUUAUUUAUAGAAUUUUCCGGCUUAUGAGGGUCUGAUUGAUCUAGAUCUAUUCUUUUCCUUCCUGCAUUCUGUUGUUGACUCAAACUGUUCUUGUCACUCACUGACAGAGUAAACUCACGGACUGUUUGCUGUUUGUUAAUAAGUAAAGAUUGCACACUGCGUAGAAAGUUUCCCAUGGAAAUGCAUACUGCCUCCUUUGUCUUUCAUUGCAUACGCUCUCUCUGUCUCGCUGAAAUACAUCAGAUACAUGCUUUCAUCUUCAAUGUCAAACAGUGCGUACACAUGUUGUAAUGUGCGUCACGCUCCGUGUACCCACUCCCACUCUGGACAGCUAACUGUUUUCCAUGGUGUGUGUCUGUGUGUGUGCCUGUUUGAUCCAUCAUUUCCAUCGUGGAAUUCGAUGCUUGAUAGCUGUGUGAGUGGACUUGCAUAGACUGCCAGCUGUUGAAACCUAGGCUCCCCGUGUGUGUGUAUGUGUGUGUGCGCGCGUAUGCGUGAGAGAGGCACUAUGCAGUCGGAGCUCCACACACACAGAGCAUGCCUGUGAGUGCGGGCUCGGGCAAACAUGAGCCUUCCCAGCCCAGAGAUCGUCCACAGCAGCAGCCUGAACUCCCGUCUGAGCCCCCCUCUGCCCUCCCCCUCUCUCUCCCUCUCUCGCUGCCUCUCUCUCUCCCUCUCCUCAUCUACUCUCGCCCUGCGCAGCCUCUUCCCCGCCACCUCUCCAGCACCAGCCGGGGGGACAGCUCCCGCUCUCCGCACGCUGACGUUUGCCGAGCGCCGGACGGCCCCAUGGAGGAACCCCAGGGCAACACACUGGUCGUCCGCAUAGGCAUCCCUGACCUGCAGCAAACGAAAUGCAUGAAAUUUAACGUGGAGUCGCCCAUCUGGUUGUCUAAACAACGAAUCCUCUGCACACUCAACCAGAGCCUGAAGGAUGUGCUAAACUACGGACUCUUCCAGCCUGCAUACAACGGCAAAGCCGGAAAGUUCCUGGAUGAGCAGCGCACACUGAAGGAAUACCCACUUCCUGACAUCUCUCCUGUCCCAUACCUUGAGUUUCGCUACAAGAGGCGAGUGUACACACAGACCCACCUGGAUGAAAAACAGCUGUCGAAACUUCACACUAAGGCUAACUUGAAAAAGUUUAUGGAAUAUGUUCAGCAAAGGAACGUUGAGAAGGUAUCAAAGUUUCUGGAGAAAGGUCUUGACCCAAACUUCCAUGACCCAGAGACCGGAGAAUGUCCGUUGACGAUGGCGUCGCAGCUGGAAGGCUGCGCAGAGCUCAUAAAGGUUCUGAAGAAUGGAGGAGCUCACCUGGAUUUCAGGACCAGAGACGGCAUAACUGCCCUUCACAAAGCAGUCCGCACCAAGAACCACACGGCACUUAUAACGCUGCUGGACUUGGGCGCCUCUCCGGAUUACAAGGACAGUCGUGGCCUGACUCCACUGUAUCACAGCUCUAUGGUGGGGGGCGACCCGUACUGCUGCGAGCUCCUGCUGCAUGAUCACGCUCAGGUGGGCUGCAUGGAUGAGAACGGCUGGCAGGAGAUUCACCAGGCUUGCCGUCACGGACAUGUGCAGCAUCUUGAACACCUGCUGUUCUAUGGAGCAGACAUGAGCGCUCAGAAUGCUUCUGGAAACACUGCCCUGCACGUGUGUGCUCUCUAUAACCAGGAUAGCUGCGCAAGAGUGCUGCUGUUCAGAGGGGCGAAUAAGGAGAUUAAGAACUACAACAGCCAAACUGCCUUCCAGGUGGCUAUUAUAGCUGGGAACUUUGACCUGGCAGAAAUUAUAAAGACUCACAAAGCAUCAGAUGUUGUGCCUUUCAGGGAAACGCCUUCCUACACAAAUCGCCGGCGCGUGACUGGAGGCGACACUCUGACAUCAUCACGCUCGCUGCCUCGCUCCGCCUCCGACAACAAUCUGAACAACGUGGCUGACUCCGGCCCCGGCCACUCCCCCGUGCCGUCUCUGAGGAGCCUGCCCCCUUUGGCGCACUCCGGGAUCGACACGGCGGCCGACGGCAGCCUGCAGAGCACAGGCAGCUCACUUUCCUCACACUCCCGCUCGCCCUCCCUCCAGCGCGUCACCGAGGAGUCCGGCACGCACGCAGUACGCCGACACACACCCCUCACGCACUCCCACAGCCGGGGACGCCUCAGCCCGGGGACGGUCCAGCGGGACCCCAGCCCUCCUCCCGCGGGGCCCUCGCACACACUCUCAGGAGCCCGGGGCCCCAAACGGAAACUCUACAGCGCUGUGCCGGGGCGCACCUUCAUCGUGGUCAAACCGUACACGCCGCAGGGAGAGGGAGAGAUCCAGUUGAACCGUGGAGAGAGGGUCAAAGACCACCACUCAAACGCAGUGGAAGUGUUAAGUAUAGGAGAAGGGGGAUUCUGGGAGGGCACUGUAAAAGGAAGAACUGGUUGGUUUCCUGCAGACUGCGUGGAGGAGGUACAGAUGAGACAGUUCGAUCCUCGACUUGAGACGAGAGAGGAUCGAACUAAGAGGCUGUUCAGACAUUACACUGUGGGCUCCUAUGACAACUUUACCUCAUAUAGUGAUUACAUCAUCGAGGAGAAGAACGCUGUGCUCCAGAAGAAAGAGAAUGAGGGAUUCGGCUUUGUCUUGCGAGGAGCAAAAGCGGAGACACCCAUUGAAGAGUUUACACCCACACCUGCCUUUCCCGCACUGCAGUACCUGGAGUCUGUGGAUGUUGAGGGUGUGGCCUGGAGGGCAGGGCUAAGAACUGGUGACUUCCUCAUUGAGGUGAAUGGUGUAAACGUGGUAAAAGUGGGACACAAGCAGGUGGUGUCACUCAUCCGGCAGGGAGGAAAUAGCCUCCUGAUGAAGGUGGUGUCAGUCACACGCAAGCCAGAGUCUGAGGAAUCAGUCAGGAAGAAGGCGCCCCCGCCUCCAAAAAGAGCACCCAGCACCACCCUUACCUUGAGGUCCAAAAGCAUGACUGCUGAGCUUGAAGAGCUAGCCUCUGCAAGGAGGAGAAGAGGGGAAAGGCUAGAUGAGAUUUUGGCCUCUCAGGAGACAGUACUGAGGCCAAAGGUAGAAGCAGACUACAGAGCAGCCACGGUGAAGCAACGUCCUACCAGUCGCCGAAUGACACCAGCAGAAAUCAGUUCUCUUUUUGAGCGGCAAGGACUUGCUCUUCAUGGUGCUCUUCACCCAGCGUUGGAAAAAGCCCACAUGCAGCUGCCGAAAAGCAUGGCUAGGACAAAGUCUUUUGGAGCAACCGAAGAGGAUCGACUAUCUGCCCUGGCAGCGGAACACAGGUUUCCACGGAGCUCCUCCAUGACAGACAGCCUGAGAGACAGCCAUAGUAUUCCUCCACCUCCCCAAACGGCUCCCCCACCUCCCCCGUCGCUUUACUACCUAGAUACUGGACCACCUCCUUCGUUCUGCCCGCCCCCUCCCCCUGGCCGCAUUCAUGACCCCAGCCGCAUUCAUGACCCCAGCCGUUCCAGUUUUAAACCAGGCUCUGAGCCGAGACUGCACGCUUUGCCACAGACAAUGUCCGCUGAGCUUUUUGAGCCGCCUCGCCAUGCCUCCCACAUGGAUCGGCAGAAGAAAGCCCGCUCCAUGAUCAUUCUGCAGGACUCCUCCCACCUCCCCGUGGAGCCUACUGACAUCCCCAGGCCAGGUGCUGUCUCAACUCCACCGGAGAGGAUCAAGCGGAAAGGUCGAGUCAUCGAUAACCCCUACGCCAAUGUGGGACAGUUCAGCGUAGGCCUGUUUGCGCCGCCUCCCAGCAAGCCACAGCGGAGGAAGAGCCCACUUGUAAAGCAACUGCAGGUGGAAGAUGCUCAGGAGAGAGCCUCACUAGCACUGGCAUCCAUCCAUGCGAGAGAGCACUCUCCCUCUGGGCGCCUAGCUGCCCACCACACCAGCAGGGCUGAUUUCUAUCAGCAGCAGCAGCAGCUGUUGAAGGAACGCAGUCAAGCUCAAGCUGAGGGAAUGUUGCAAGGAAAAGGACCUUUUGCUGCUGCAAUUGCUGAUGCUGUGAAAGACCGGGAACGUCGUCUGGAGGAGAGGCGGAAAUCCACAGUCUUCCUAUCAGUGGGCACUAUGGAGGGCAGUUCAGCACCACCCCCAGAGGCCCCCUCACUCACACCAUCACGUUCUGUCGAUGAACGAAUGCUCACACGUGAACUUGGUCAGUUGCCUCCUCCCGCCUUGGCAUUGCGUCCCUCUCCUGGGGGCACCACCUUCAUUCACCCACUGACGGGCAAGCCCCUGGACCCCAACUCUCCAUUGGCACUUGCGCUGGCCGCAAGGGAACGAGCAUUAACCUCCCAGAGUCAGUCCCCUUCAAGCAGCCCUGAGCCCAGAACUAAACAUGAAGCUGCUGGAGGGGUGCUGUAUAUGGAGACCCAGACCAAAGAGGCUGAGCGGUCAGAGGGUGAGGGGGAGUUUGCCUCACCUCCCUUUUCCCCUGCGGCAAAAAGAAUUUACGAGACCUCUGCCCCCACCAGCAAAAUUCAGUGGGGAAGUCCCAUAUCCACCAGGAAAGAGUUAGAAGCGAGGACAGAAAGGAAGGAGGAGAGGAAAAUUGAGGACAAGAAGAGUAUGAUCAUCAGCAUCAUGGACACAUCUCAGCAGAAAACUGCUGGGCUUAUCAUGGUUCAUGCAACGAGUAAUGGGCAGGCCGUGGGGCCCAGCCCAGAGCACAGUGUCCCCUCUCCUAAGGGGGCUUUGUCAGAGAGCCCAAAACCCAUGCUGGCUGAAAUAAAACGCGCCAAGUCCCCAGGUCCCGACACUCCUUCGAUAUCAACCCCACCUCCAGCUACACCUCCAGCUUCCCAGCCAUCUCCCAGCCCGGCCUCAGAUAAAACUCUGGCUCAGGGUAGUUCUGAGGAGGAUGUUGAUCCCUACACAGUCACCUUGCCACCUGCCAUGCUGUCCUCCAGUGAUGAGGAGACGCGAGAGGAGCUCCGUAAAAUUGGUGUGGUUCCUCCACCGGAUGAAUUUGCCAAUGGCCUUCUUGGAAAGACACCUGAAACUGCAGUACCUCCUGUUUCUACGUUGGUGCAGACAACUCCUUCUGCCCUUCCCUCAGCUCCACCCCCACCCCCUGCCCCUCCAGCAGCGGUCACCGCAGCAGCACAGGUCCCUGCUAGCAGUGGCCUGCAAGCAGCCUCAGGGAAGCCAUCUGAGUCCCACCUGGGCCCAGAGUCUGCUGCUGACUCCGGAGUGGAAGAGGUAGACACUCGUAGCUCCAGCGAUCACCACCUGGAGACCACGAGCACCAUCUCCACUGUCUCCAGCAUGUCUACACUGUCCUCGGAAAGCGGCGAGCCCACGGACACCUACACCACCCACGCAGAUGGCCAGACGUUCAUUCUUGAUAAGCCGCCAGUGCCUCCAAAGCCAAAGCUCAAGUCCCAGCUCAGCAAGGGCCCGGUGACAUUCAGGGACCCCCUGCUUAAGCAGUCAUCUGAUAGCGAACUGCUCUCACAGCAGCAUGCUGCUGCGCUGGCUGCUGCUGCGGGAGCCUCAGGCCCGGCCAGACCCCGCUACCUCUUCCAGAGACGCUCCAAGUUGUGGGGGGACCCUGUGGAACCCCGUCCGCUUUCGGGGACAGAGGAAGGCAAGCCCACUGUGAUCAGUGAGCUCAGCUCACGGCUGCAGCAGCUGAACAAGGACACACGCUCACUUGGGGAAGAGCCACUUGGAGCUUCACUUGACCCCGGAAGGAAAUCACCCGUGGUUGGUGCAAGACUCUUCAGUAGUUUGGGGGAGCUCCAUACUAUCUCUCAGAGAGGCUACGGCACCACCUACACCAUCAGACCAGGCAGCCGCUACCCAGUGACCCGGAGGACGCCCAGCCCCGGUUCCCCGGACCGCUCGGAUCCUCUGGGACCCAUCCGGGGCUUUGGUCUGGCCACUUCCCCCAUCACACCCCCCACCAUCCUUAAGUCGUCUAGCCUCAGUCUCCCUCACGAACCGAAAGAAGUGCGUUUCGUCAUGAGGAGCUCCAGUGCGCGCAGUCGCUCUCCCUCUCCCGCCCCCUCGCCAGGCAUGCCCUCCCCCCUGCUCGCACUUCGGCCGUUCCACCAGAAGCCCCUCCACCUGUGGAACAAGUAUGACGUGGGUGACUGGCUGGCCAGCAUAAACCUGGCUGAACACCGGGAGCGAUUCCAAGAGCAUGAGAUAGAGGGCUCCCAUCUGCCCGCUCUGACCAAGGAGGACUUCGCUGAGCUGGGCGUGACGCGCGUCGGUCAUCGCAUGAACAUUGAGCGCGCUCUUAAACUGCUGCUGGAGAGUUGACCAUGCGCCUCCCUCUGCCUGUAGCUAGUCUUGACAUACUUUUAUUUUUUUGAUUUUCCUUUUUGCUUGUCUUUUCAUUUUUCUUGUGAUUCUUGAGCUUUAAAGCGAAAGUGUGUCAUUUUGAUGUUAAAGGUAUAGUUCACCCCAAAAUGAAAAUCCUGCCAUCAUUUACUCCCUCUCAAGUUGUUCCAAACCUGUAUAUAUUUCUUUGUUCUGCUGAACACAAAGAAAGAUAUUUGGAAGAAUGUUUGUAACCAAGCAGAUCCCGCCCCCCAUCGACUAUGUAAUAAUAUGGGGAGAUUUGCUUGGU
Messenger RNA from Megalobrama amblycephala (Wuchang bream), 6801 nucleotides. RefSeq names its product SH3 and multiple ankyrin repeat domains 3a (gene shank3a). Gene Ontology annotation, cellular component: postsynaptic membrane; postsynaptic density; dendritic spine. Lineage: Eukaryota; Metazoa; Chordata; Actinopteri; Cypriniformes; Xenocyprididae. The coding region runs from base 747 to 6491 and encodes 1914 amino acids. Gene Ontology annotation, molecular function: ionotropic glutamate receptor binding; synaptic receptor adaptor activity. The transcript is spliced from 25 exons. The record is from RefSeq and is a predicted model, not a curated record.